CACUGGAACGUGGACACCUGGUGGACACAGUGCAUGGAUAUUUUGCUUAUAAAAUAUUUAGACGUACAGUUAUUUUUAAAACGUAAACAGUACUGGCGGUUAAAAAAAACAUAUCGUCGUAAUAGAUUUGUUGUAUACUUUUUUUUAGCAUUCAUAAUUUUACCGCAUGUGUCAGGAUAAAUUCGAUUUUUAUUUAGUUAGUUAAAUUACAAAGUGGCCAUCAAAGCGUAUCUCGUAGUAACGUUGUUAUUGUUUACGUUGUCAGAAGCGUCGGUUGUUUUUCACUAUAAUGCGACAUUCCCUGGGGAAGGAAAGUUCAAUGCUGCUGCACGCUGGUUUAUGACACUGCAGCUAUCUUUCUUUCUCUUUCUCGGUUACACUUCCUUACGUAAACGAGCGCCAACCUGCCCCCGAAACCACCUGGUGCGUUAGCUGCCAAACACCGGCAUUAAACGCUUUGGCAUUUAGAUUAGAUUUCAGGCGACAGAUGUCACAGCGUCAUGGAGGCACGCAGUAAUGCCGCAUUGUGUCCUGCUGCUCUCUUCUUACACUGCGUUAAAGCUUUAUAGUCGAAAUGCGUCGAAAAGUUUUGUUCUGUUACUAAUGUGACAACCUGCUGGAUUGUUACUUCAAAUAUUCUUGAAAUGUCCAAGACGCGAGAGGUGCUCCUUGUAGGGGAAGGCAACUUCUCUUUCUCGGCGGCUUUAAGCGAGACCGCGGGCGAUGAUGUCGGAGUGACCGCCACAUGCUUUCAAAGCGAGAACGAAACAUACCGACAGGAGGGAGUCGAGUUAAAUGUACAGAGACUUCGCGAGAGAGGAUCAGUUGUUCUGUUUGAAGUGGAUUGCACAUGUCUGAAGGAGCACGAAGCCCUCCAGCAUCAUCUUUUUGACUGCGUUAUCUUUAAUUUCCCUCACUGUGGGCGUAAAAGUGGUGUAAAGAAGAACCGCGUCCUGUUGAUGAAAUUUUUCCUAAGCGCUGUUGCAGUGCUGAAGGACAAUGGGGAAGUGCACGUCACCUUGUGCAACGGGCAAGGAGGCACUCCAUGUGACAGUCCAAUGAGAGAAUGGCACAAUAGUUGGCAGGUGGUUGCCAUGGCAGCCGAAGCAGGGCUAAUUCUAAGUGAAAUCCGUCCCUUUGAAUAUGAAAUGUAUCAAGGUUACAGAUGUACUGGUUACAGGAGUCAAGACAAAGGUUUUCAUGUUGAGGGAGCUCUGACUCACAUCUUCACUCCGAGUCUCCCGCAUACUGUGCCAGAAAAACUGAAAAUGGAGAAAACGCUUGGGAAGGAGACUGUUUGUUUUGAGCUUCCAGCGGAGUUAAGUAAUUAUAUUAAUAGGAACUUCCUUGGCCAGCAGUCACAUCACCCAGUUAAAACCGUCCAAGAACAGUUACAUAGAGAGCUAAAGUCAAUCUGGCCUGUGUGCACUAUAAAUGAAGACUUCCCAGAACUGGUGAACUGCUUACCAGAAACGCUUGAGGCGUGCCAUCCCACACUGACACAUUCUGAAGUCUACUGGAUUAAACCUACCGACACUUAUGUAUUCGACCAAAGUGAAACUAAACAAAAUGACUACGAGUCUACGGAUGACCAACAAAGCUUUACAGGCAGCUAUGCACUACGACCAUCUCUGUUGCUGCAUGUUCAGGAGAUCACGCAGAAUGAGGACUUCAGCCCUGGUACACUUUACGCAGUCAGUGGUCUGGUCUUUCAGAGAGUGCCCAUUUGCCCGAUUCGUUCUCCUGCGUUCCACCAGCUUCUACUGGUGGGAAUGUUCCCUGUAGAGUCCCAUCCUCUCCAGUGCUUCCAAGAUUGUUUGGAGUCGCUGCUCAUUCCUUACGAUGUCUCCUUUGAGGAGGUGCAAACAGGCUUAGAGCAGCAAGUGUGGAUCAAUUCCAAGAUGCUUCCCAAGUUUGGGCGGAUCACAUAUUUAUCCUCCAUUUCAUCAGCUGUCGAUGAAGGAUUGCAGUUAGUUGCUGUCUCUGUAAACUUGGAUCAUUUAGCUACCUUGAUUUUUGGUAUAUCUGACUGGCGCUUGCUUUGGAGUGCAGAUCCCCGCUUUCUUAAGCAUUUUGAGCCCAGUCCACUCGGACUGUUCAGUCCUUUUUCCCUUUACCCACCAAGUUAUUUGCACGAUAUCAGUUUCUGGAUGGACCCAGAAAACUAUGAUGAGCUGGACUUUCAUGCAAUAGUGCGAGAAGCUUCUUGUGGUGUGGUUAAAAAUGUGGCAUUAGUAGAUCGCUUCAGACACCCACACAUGGGUCAUGCAAGCCUUUGCUACAGGCUGACUUAUCAGUCGUCAGAUCGUGCACUUUCAAACAGCCAGGUCUUAGGACUACAGAAUCAGCUACGAAGACUGUUAGCCUUGCGUAUGCAGGUCACCCUGAGGUAAAUCAAUGGAUAAAACAGAAUUUGUAAUCUCAGAUUUACAUUUUUAAGAAUGAGCUUCAUAGACUUGAACAUUGAGCCUUCGUAUUAUGGCUGAUGUGAUCUACAUUUAAAAGUGAAAUGGUAAAUUUCUGCAAAUAUAAUGGAUAUUAUUCUUGUUUAUUUAAAGGCAAACAUUUUAUUUGGUUUUUACAAGUCCCCUAGAGUUAAACGGUUGAGUUUUACCAUUUUUUUAAAUCUAUACGGCUGAUCUUUUUAGCUUAGCUUAGCAUAAAUGAUUGAAUCGGAUUAGACCAUUAGCAAAAAAAAGACUUUCAAUAAUUUUCCUAUUUAAAGCUUGACUUUUUUGUAGUCACAUCAUGUACUAAUUAUCGUUUUUUAUUGAGCGAGAUGCUAAUGGUCUACUCUGAUUCAAUGAUUUAAGCUAAUCUAAAGGUGCUGAAUUAAUUUAAAAUCAGUAAAACUUACAAAUAUUACUGUAGGGGAGUGGUAAAAUGAGUGUUCCUUUAAAGAUGACAUAUCAAAGGGAUAGAUUUUUGCUGUGUUUGAAAUCUAAUCUCAUGUUUACAUAUUUAAAAGUUUUACAUUUUAAUUAUUGUUGGUAUAAUCAGAUAUUUAUGAAAUGUUUACAGAUUUCAGUAGUACUGUGUAACUUUCCUUUAUUGAUAAGUACUUUACAAUAAGGAAGAAAUAGAGGUGAACUCUUACAACUUGUAUACUCUCCCAAUAUUAAUUGGUUAUGCAUCUCUUACUAUUAAGGAACUUAGAGACACAUUUAUUGAUGCACUGCAUAUUUAGUCUGA
Danio aesculapii is the source of this 3192-nucleotide messenger RNA. It is a transcript of the gene fdxacb1, whose product is annotated as ferredoxin-fold anticodon binding domain containing 1. The transcript has 5 exons. Gene Ontology annotation, biological process: rRNA base methylation. The record is from RefSeq and is a predicted model, not a curated record. NCBI's taxonomy places the organism in Eukaryota, Metazoa, Chordata, Actinopteri, Cypriniformes, Danionidae. The coding region runs from base 645 to 2393 and encodes 582 amino acids. Gene Ontology annotation, molecular function: rRNA (uridine-N3-)-methyltransferase activity. Gene Ontology annotation, cellular component: cytoplasm.